Molecule: messenger RNA, 3791 nt
Organism: Ruditapes philippinarum (Manila clam)
Lineage: Eukaryota; Metazoa; Mollusca; Bivalvia; Venerida; Veneridae
Exons: 3
Coding region: 32-1834 (600 amino acids)
Source: RefSeq, a predicted model, not a curated record
GAUCAGGUUAUAAAAGUUAAGCAUUGUGUUAAUGUAUAAUCAUAUUAACCCACAGGUUUUGCGCAUAAAGAGAGUAACAGUUGGGUUAAGUCAGUUUCCAAGGUUUGCAUACGCACUAGACAAUAUGAUAGAUGUUGUGGAGAGAUAUCCUGUAGUUUUGGGAUCGACUUACUAUGGAAUCCAAACUGAAAGGUGUAUUUCGUUCUAUUUGUGUACUACCAAUGGCAACAAGAUCAAUGAUUUUAUAGAAGAGGAAAUAAAAAAUGGAAAGUUCAUUAAAAUGGAAGAUGUUGGCCCCCUGGAACAAUUUGUUGAGUCUCAAGAGCUGUCAGAUGUUUUUUGCUUUGAAUUACACAAGAAGUAUGAACAUAUAAUGGGAAAAAUAGGCAAGGGAACAGACAUUGUUUUCAUCCUAAACGAUUCUGACAGAGAAGCCCGAGGUUUUUCGGAUAUCAAAACCACAGAUUCAAACAAAAACGGUUUCUUUCUUCAAACAUGUAACAACUGGAAACAGAUAGAUACAGUCUUAGAAAAAUGGCUUUUUCAAAGCUUCAAUACAGUUUGUCUUGAAUUGGCAAGAAAUAUUGAAUCUAAUCAUAUUGCAAAAAGCACACCAGAUAGAUGUGCACAUGAAGAAAAACAAACAGGCAAGCGUACAUCCUGGAGUCAUCAGAUUGAAAAAGAGGAUCAUCACAAACAGAAGAAAGAGAAUUCGACCGAACACAAAGUUCUUCGAGAGAAUGGGCAGGCCAAUGAGCCAAACAUAUUCUACAUACGAGAAGGUAUUCUUUCAACUUUGCGGGAGGAUAUAAAAGUAUGUCUUAUGACAGAGAUGAUUGGGCUCUUUAAUAUGAGUGAUAUCAGUUUUGAAGGUAUUCCAAAUAUUUUCAAGGACAGACAUAAUAUGGAUAUUAAAAAGAUUAGCAGAGACCUGUUUUCAAAGGUUGAUGGUCUUCAUGGUAUUGGAUAUCGUAUGCAGAAGCUACAAGUUGUUGUGAAAGACGGCCAAAUGUUUGAAACAGAAGAAAAACAAAGGAAGCUUCGACAAGCGUUAAACGACCUUAACGUCUACGAGUACGAAAUCGUUCCAUUUUCAAUGAAUAAAUAUCUAACAUCCGGCGACGAAAUCGCUGUUGGUGGGAAUCGCGGAAGUUUUGGAUGCUUUGCAAAAACGCAAGAAACAAAAGACGAGUCGACGAUGAUUUGUGGACUUUUGUCAAAACAUGUAGCGUCAACAAGUGAGCUGAACACAAGUCAGCAAGAAAUCGAAUUACGUUUGAUAGAAGACGGUGAACCAAAAGGUGUUGGCAAUAUAAUACGCAAGACUAUAUGUAAUGGCUGUCUUGAUAUAGCAGCAGCGGCUCUUUCCAUAACAGAAGACGAAUGUGACACAAGAUUUAAAACAGCAAGUGGUUUACCACGGAAGUCUGGCAAAUUAUAUCACAGUCGAUCUAAAGACCUAUUAGGACAAAAAGUUCAUAUGUGGGGAGCUAAAUCGAAGCCUGGCAAGGGAAUUAUAACAGUACCAGAGUACAUAUGCGAAGGCAUGGAUCAUUCUCUAAUUCAAGUUGAAGAUAUGGUUGAUGGAAACGGAAUUGUAAAAAAACGAUUCGCUCAACCUGGUGAUAGUGGUGCUAUUGCCUGCACUGAUGUUCCAGGGCAAGACUUUGUCAAUCUUGUCUCAAUGAAUAUGGGAUGCCUGAAUUAUAAAGAAGUUGAAGAAGAUGACGAACGAAAAAUAAAGAAGCAAAAGGGAAAAUAUCUCACAGUACCAUUGCCGAGCGGUCUCGAAGAAAUAAGCAAGAGAAUUGGGAAAAACGUUGAGCUUUUCUAAAUAAAACCGGACAAAGUCCUAAGUUUUAAUAAAUGUUAUAAAACCAAAUGUUAAACAGUUAUGCGUUCUAAAGAAAGUCGUCUUAACCGAUCUACUUUAGUACUCCUAUAUCAAAUUUCGCAAAACAUACUUAUUUAUCAACCAGUAAUAAUUUUAUUCCAGGAUUGUAUAUAUAUAUAUAUAUAUUUGUAAAUAUGUGUUUAAUAAAUACCGACUUGUACUUGACUUAUGAUAACGUUUGAAAUGUUUUACAUCAGAAAUGUAUUUGUAAGGUUUCGCAGAAAUUUCUUAAUCGUGUUAAUAUUCCAGAAUUUGUAAGAUAAUAUUCAGUGAAAUGUUAUUGUAAUCAUGUAACUGUUGUUUGUGUGACAUGUUCGCAUGCAUUCUGAUAUAUGUGUUGUUCCAUUGUGUACUAUAAUUGUAAAACGGUAACUGUAUACAAUCAUCUGUGCAAUUUCAACAUUUGUUCUGUCAAUUUGUUUUGUCGAAAUUGUCUACUUUCUGUUUCGUCUCGACAACGGUGCUGAUUUUCAUGUACAUAUAUUUACAAAAGAUUUUAGCAAAAAGUUCAUAUAUAUCAUAAUAUUAUGUAACAUAUAUUGUGAACUUAUUGAUCUUAUAGUGAAUUUAUUUUUACGUUACAAGCAACUAUUGUUUUUACUAUAAUCAGAUAUACAAUUUGUGUGUCCUUGAUUUAUAUGAGAGCUUGCCAAAUAAAUUGAUCAAAAGUUUUGGCAUCGCAGCCGCUAGGUCACACCAAAGUGUUAAGGACCCUGUAUGUUUUAUGAUUGAUAUACUAUGUGUGAACCACACUUGCAAAAAGUUAUAUAUGUAUAUAAUUAUGCAAAUAAAACAAUUUUCAAACAUCGAAGAAUAUGUAAAAAUUUAAUGUGUACUGCAAAUAUGUGUGCACAUUAUAUUUAAUCAGUAAAUUAUAUGCAUUCAUUUCUUAUUGGAACAUUUGACUUAGAAUAUAUAGAAAAUAAAUUUCUAAUUUUUCCUUUAUUUACAUUAAAUGUUAAAUUGGGUAUUAAGGGUAUAUAUUGGAACUUACAAUAUUGACAAAUCUUUAUUUGAGCAUCAUAUCUAUGACAUAAAACCAUGACAAAAAUGUGUUACAGGAACUUUAACGUUAUGAUGAUUUGGUAUUUUCAGUAUGAAGUGAAGCUUCUAAGUAUUAAGUUCAGUUAAGUCUAAAUAUCAUAUUCUAAUGUAGUUUUACUGUCCCUAUGAACUGCAUCACUCUUUAGUGGCAUUUAAAUGCUAAUACCUAAAAUACUUAAAUUUAAACUCACGGCUACCGCAACAAAUUAAAAUGGCAAUGAAGCAUAAGUCGUAAAGGGUAUCAAGCUAAAUGUUAUGAAACAGUUUAAUAAAAUUUAUAGAAAGUUAUCAAUAGUAAUAAUAUAGCUUUCAUUAAACAUUCUCACAUUACAUAAACCAUUAUGUUGCAAUCAUAUAUGUUCAUGCUAUGUGUCAUUUAUGUAUUACAUGUUAUAUUUGUAUAUAUAAUAUGUUUUUUAUGCAUACACCAAGAAAUAAAAGUUCUGUUCUGUUCUAUACCAUAAUCCUAUGGUUAUACUCAGAGGAGUUGUAGCAUAAGAUGUCAUGGUAUGUAUAAUGGCAUUUUUAAAGAGGUACUUAGAAAUCAUAUUGAUCACAAUUCAUCAUUACUUAUGUAGGACAUUUUGUUCAAGCUUACCUUUCAGAGUGUCAGAUAUUUAAAAUUCCAAUAAUUAUCAAGGGAUGUAACAAAGUUAAUUAAUGUAAAAUGUCAUAAAUCUAAAGUAUAAUAGAGAAACACCAGAUGGAGUAUUUUAUUAUUCAAUAAAGUCUUGUAUUUAUCUAAGUCUUAUAUUUAUGUAUAUUUUUGUCAUAUACAUCAAGUGGAUAAUUGAGGACAUGCUAGUAGUAUUUUUAACAGAUCUUGCAAUAUACAACACAUAUUUUUGAAAAU